AUGUCGGUUGGGAAGAUUAAGGCUUUCGAAGUAGCUUCUGGCAGUUGGACUCAGUACAUCGAGCGUCUGGAGAUGUAUUUUAAAGCAAACGACAUUAAAGCGGAGGUGCAACUACCAACGUUAAUAGCAGUCAUGGGCGCGGACGCGUACGAGUUAUUGAGAAAUUUAACUAGCCCUAAGAAGCCCGGGGACAUGAAAUACGCAGAUGUCGUUAAGAUCAUGCAAGAUCAUGUGGAACCCAAGCCUUCGUUUAUGGCCGAGAGGUAUCGUUUCCGGCUGCGGCGUCAGGGCGAAGAGGAAACCGUGGCUCAAUACCUCACGGAGCUCAAGAAAUUGUCCAAACAUUGCGAGUUUGAUACGUCAUUAGAGGACAAUCUCCGUGAUCAGUUUACGUGUGGAUUAAAAAACGACACUAUCAAACAACGCCUUUUUGCCGAGAAAAGUUUAACCUAUUCAAAAGCGGUAAGCCUUGCGCUCUCGUUGGAAGCGGCGGAGAGGGACGCAGCGACUGUAGAACGCCCAAGUGCGAGCGAGAGCAACGUUGCCAGAUCGGACAUGGCGGCCCUAAAUUCAAUCACACCGGGACCACGUGGCGGAAAUAGAGGCAAUAACCGACAGAAUAACAGUACCAGCACCAGCAAUAUGCCGAACAAUGGCUCCAGAUGUGCAGUUUGUGGACGGGAAGGCCACCGUGAAGCUGGUUGCCGCUAUAAAAAUUUCACGUGCAGCAAGUGUGGGUGCGUGGGGCAUCUAAGGCGGGUGUGCCCGUCUUGGGACGCAGCUAGCGGCCAGGGUGCUACCAGGGGGCGCAGCUCGGGCGGCGCCAGGCGCGGCGCGGGCGCGGGCGGUCGCGGCUCUCGGCGCGCCUUUCACCACGUCCAGGCGGCACAAAAUGAGACUCCAGGGGCCGACGAGGACAAUUCGUCGGAAACUGAUUUUGAAGAAAAUUUGCAUCAUCUCUGCUUGAACGACUACAGUGCGGUAUAAGGAGCUAUUCAGCGGCGGGUUGGGGCGGUUUACGGGCGGCAAGGCGACUCUUCGCGUGAAGGAGGGCGCGGCACCGGUGUACUGUCGCGCGCGGCCGCUGCCGUACGCGCUGCGCGACCGGGUGGACCACGAGCUGGACGAGAUGCUGCGCAGCGGAGUCAUCGAGCCCGUCGACACUUCCGAGUGGGCCACGCCCCUAGUGCCGGUACGUAAAGCUGAUGGUGGAUUAAGGAUUUGCGCCGAUUACAAAAUAACUCUGAACCCGAAUUUGCU
Molecule: messenger RNA, 1260 nt
Organism: Cydia amplana
Lineage: Eukaryota; Metazoa; Arthropoda; Insecta; Lepidoptera; Tortricidae
Exons: 2
Coding region: 1-987 (328 amino acids)
Molecular function (GO): nucleic acid binding; zinc ion binding
Source: RefSeq, a predicted model, not a curated record